AUGGAAGAAGAGGCCAUUUCCCCCUUCAUUACAAUCGGUCAGGACAAGUACUAUGUCGCCUUCGACUUGAAGCCCACCCGUCUACCGUCCUCUGGCAUUGCCAGACUCGCUCGAUUUGAGCAAGAGUUGAUUCCCGCUACUGCCAUUGAAUGGAAGGAGUCAACCUUCACCCCCCAUCACCUAGCCUCAAUAUCUACGAACUUCAGCACCGCAGAUGAUGCAUGGAGCAAAAGUUUCCUCUCCCUGAUUCUCCUGCUGCGCCCACCCGGUGUGAAAGGCAAUGUCGAAAAACGGCGGAUCUUUCCCCUCUGCAAGUCCGACGUUGAGUUGACCAAUGGUCCAUAUGUUGUUUCGAGAGCGUCAGGCAAAGUCUUUCGCGUAUACAAACUGGCAGCAGACUCCCAUCAGGCGUUUGUGACUGGCAUUUUGCAACAGCCGAGUUCAACAUCGACGUGGCGAAGUUUUCCAAAGUUGCAGAAAGGCAUCCCGUUGCCUUCGAAGCUGUAUUGCUGCCACGAUCGCAGACCAUUGGCGGGCUUGAGAUUCGCUGUCAAGGACACAAUUGCCAUCCGAGGACUGAAAACCUCCUUUGGCAACCGAGCCUGGCAUGACACCUACCCUCCAGAGAAAGCUACUGCUCCUGUCAUCAAAAGUCUCCUCGAAGCUGGCGCCAUUCUGGUUGGAAAGCUCAAGACGACCGAGUUUGCCGAGGGCAUUGACACCUGCGAGUGGACUGAGGAUGUCUGUCCCUUUAAUCCUCGGGGUGACGGGCGACAGAAACCAUCGUCAUCCAGCACUGGCAGUGCGGUAGCGGCCGCAGCUUAUGAGUGGUUGGAUUUCACGAUUGGAACAGAUACUGGCGGGUCGAUUCGACAUCCGGCCGGGGUGAACGGAGUAUUUGGGCAACGACCCUCGCAUGGACUGCUGAGCCUCGAGGGAGUCCUCGGAGCAACAGACUUAUUCAACACGGUUGGAAUUUUUGCCAGACAUGUCGAUAUCUUCACUCGCGUCGGCGCUUACCUCAUUUCCCUGACGCCGCUCCCGCCGAUAUUUCCAGAACGUCGCAAGUACAACUUGCUCUGCCCAACAUCGCCGGCCCCGCCUGACACUGCAGUGACUCCUCACCACGGCCAGCAAAAGUGGCUUCCCCAUCCCACGGUCGACGGAAAACACUGGUCCCAAGCGGAGAAGCAAAUCGAGACAAUGCUGACCAGACUCGAAUCUCAUCUCAACUGUGACAGGGUGUUUUUCGACAUUGAUGAGCUAUGGCGGGCCACACCACCAAUUGGUCAGCCAAGGUCACUCGAUCAAGCCGUGGGCCACAUCUAUUCGGCCAUCACGACGGCCUCGGCGGUGGCGGGCGGCAUCGAUCAAUUCGUCGACCAAUACCGGGCCAACAAUAACGGCCAGCCUCCAAAGGUCUCCGAUUUGGUCCAUCGCCGUCUCGAACACGGGCGCCACUUGUCGACAGAGAGCAUCGCCGACGCCCUGGAGGCGAUGCAGGCGUUCAAACUCUGGGUUGAAACCACAUUGUUCGGUUCCUACGACCAGGACGCUGUCACUUUGUUGAUCUUUCCGCAAUCUCGUGGCCACCCCGACUACCGCGACAACGUGCCCGAUCGCACGGAACUCUUUAACAAUACCUUCAGCAUCUAUUCGUUCGGGUAUUUGGUGGGAUGCCCGGACUAUACGAUCCCUGUCGCAGAGGUCCCAUACGUGUCGAAGAUGACCAACGAGACUGAAUUUCUUCCUGUGUCGAUCAGUCUCGUCGGGCGACCAGGCUCGGAUCUGGAGCUCUUCCACGUCGUGCAACAAUUACACAGAUGUGGUGUCAUUUCGGAUGUGGCCCCAGGGCGGCGACUAUAUCCACAGCAAACUGACGCCUCCAGCACAUAA
Messenger RNA from Fonsecaea erecta, 1896 nucleotides. RefSeq lists its product as hypothetical. Lineage: Eukaryota; Fungi; Ascomycota; Eurotiomycetes; Chaetothyriales; Herpotrichiellaceae. The coding region runs from base 1 to 1896 and encodes 631 amino acids. The transcript has 3 exons. The record is from RefSeq and is a predicted model, not a curated record.